UUUUCACUUAGCUGGAAUGUUUGGGUGCUAUUCUUUGUUUGUGGGUGGCUAUUUUUUAUGAAGCAGCUAUUCAGGAAUUAUGAGGUGCACAACAGAAUGGUCCAGUUGAUAUUUUCAAUAACGUUCGCGUUGUCUUGCACCAUGUUUGAGCUUAUUAUUUUUGAAAUUAUGGAUGUGAUGGAUUUUAGGUCAAGGUUCGCUUCUUGGAGACUAUGCCUAACUUCCAUGUUAAUCAUUCUUAUUGUAGCACUUCCGCUUUACGUUGCAUACACUCUUUUGAAGAGUAUAUCGUUUAUACGACAACGAUUUCUAAAGUCAUUGACAACCUUGCUUUGGAUUGUGUUCAUCUACUUUUUCUGGAAGAUUGGUGACCCAUUCCCAAUUCUUAGUGCAAAACACGGAAUCUUCACAAUUGAACAAGCUAUUUCUCGCAUAGGUGUUAUUGGUGUGACAGUUAUGGCAAUCUUAUCUGGUUUUGGAGCUGUGAACGCUCCUUAUGUUUACAUGACAGUGUUUAUGCGAAAGGUAGAUCAAGCAGCUAUCUCUCAAAUGGAAAGAAAAUUAAUGCAAACCAUGGAAAUGAUUGCUAUAAAGAAGCGUCGUGUAGCCCAAUACGAGAGGGAGCUGGCAUUAAGUGCUUUUUCAAGAGGUUCGUGUAAUUUACUCUGUUCUCUAAACUUAUAUAAAAAAGCAAGUUUUCGAAGCAAUUAUGAGUAUGUGGUGUUGAGUUCGCAACUUAACGAGGAAAUUGUUCCUUUAAAUGAACUUGGCCGCUACCUUUUCCUGGAGAUUGUGGAGUUGCGAAAUAUGAAGGAACGCAUAGAGUAUAGUAAAACUUUGAUGGGCAAAUACUUCAAUGUGCUUGGGCAUUUUUUCUCUGUGUACUGCAUUUGGAGGAUAUUCAUUUGUACAGUGAAUAUAGUAUUUGAUCGUGUUGGUAAGGUAGAUCCCGUGACAAAAGCAAUCGAGAUUGGAGUAAACUGGAUAGGAAUCGAUUUGGAUGUGCGUUUUUGGUCACAACACAUUUCAUUUCUUCUCGUUGGAGUAAUUGCUGUGACGUCAAUCCGAGGAUUACUUAUAACAUUGACAAAGUUUUUCCUAGCCAUUUCAAGCUCUAAGUCGUCGAACAUCAUUGUUUUAUUAUUAGCUCAAAUAAUGGGCAUGUACUUCGUCUCGAGUGUUUUGCUGAUGAGAAUGAAUAUGCCUCACCAAUAUAGGAAAAUUAUCACAGAAGUCCUAGGCGAUCUCCAAUUUAACUUCUACCAUCGAUGGUUUGACGUUAUAUUUCUGAUCUCUGCUUUAUCGAGUAUAGUAUUUUUGUAUUUAGCCCAUAAACAGGUGCCUGUUCAUUAA
Molecule: messenger RNA, 1353 nt
Organism: Angiostrongylus costaricensis
Lineage: Eukaryota; Metazoa; Nematoda; Chromadorea; Rhabditida; Metastrongylidae
Source: the annotation of a GenBank genome assembly